Molecule: messenger RNA, 3312 nt
Organism: Ostreobium quekettii
Lineage: Eukaryota; Viridiplantae; Chlorophyta; Ulvophyceae; Bryopsidales; Ostreobiaceae
Source: the annotation of a GenBank genome assembly
AUGCAAUCAGGAGAAUUUACACCUGGUGAGGAAAUGGCACUGUUGAUAACUUGGUACUCAGCACCCAUGACGUUUAUAUGCGAUUCACCAUUCUUACUUUAUGUCCAGGAUGGUUCAACUGCACUCAUUGUGGCUUCAAAGAAUGGACACACUGCCAUCGCUGAGUUGCUGCUGAACAAUGGAGCUUCGCUGGCCCAUGCUGACAAAGACGGAUCAACUGCCCUCAUCGCUGCUUCACAGCAUAACCACACCUCCACAGCUGAAUUGCUGCUGCGCAAAGGAGCUUCGGUGGAUUUUGCUAACACAGUUGGCUCAACUGCCCUUAUCAUCACUGCACAAAAUGGCCACACUGCCACUGCUCAGCUGUUGCUGGACAACGGGGCGUCAAUGGAUGAUGCUGAUGAAGAUGGAUCAACUGCCCUCAUCGUCGCUGCACAGCAGAACCACACCUCCACUGCUGAGUUGCUGUUGCGGGCAAGAGCUUCAGUGGACUUUGCUAACAAUGACGGAUCAACUGCCCUCAUUGCCACCGCACAGCAUGGCCACACUGCCACUGCUGAGCUGUUGCUGGCCAACGGAGCUUCAGUAUAUCAGGGUGACAAGGAUGGUCACACUCCUCUCUAUCACGCAGCACGAGGUGAAAGUGCAGCUGUGUUGCCUCUUCUGAAGAAGCACGGUGCUAUUGGCGAGGAGAGGCCCUCAUACAAUGCCGGAAUUGUGACGUUUCUCCAGAAGCAAAUGAUUAAAGUCGAGCGCAUGCUUGACGGGCUGCACGAUGAGAGUGCUGAAAACUUGAAGACUACUCUGCGGAAAGCACUGCGGUUUAUUCAAAAACAUGAACUACCCUUCAGUCUGAAGAAGUUCUACACAGUUGCUGAUGCGAGACAGGCGGCCCAAGGAAUAUGCCGAGAAUUGAAAGAGAAGAUUCCAUUCAGAUUUACAGAAAACAGAGAUCCUCAGGACAUCAUUCAGGUGGCAAUACCAGAACCCAUAUUCAUCAAAGACACACAGCAUCUGAAUAGCAUGCUCUCAUAUGUUCUAGAGGGCAAGCAAUGCAACAAUGCAAGCAACGGGCUUCUGCACAAAUGGGAAGAUGCCAGAGGUAAGCAUGUGAAAUGGAGUUCGGAUUGGCUAGUUCCUGAUGAGGCAGUUGAGGUUGGAAAUGUGUUGGGACAAGGUGGACAGGCAUGCGUGCAUGAGGGCAGGUAUAAAGAUGAAUUGGUUGCUGUCAAAAAGCCAACAUCAUCUGGACAGGACCUGCCCAUUGACAAGUUGGCUGCACUUCUCAAAGAGGGAUAUUUACAUUCUGAGCUCGAUGCCAAGUACACUCCCCGGCUGUUUGCGAUUACGAAGUCAGGCUGGAUUGUAAUGGAAAUGGCAGACAGAGACUUGCGCACACUUUGCCAGGAGGAGCAGGACUUGGCUUGGUCAAAAAAACUUCUCCUUCUUCAGAAAGGUGCCUUUGCAUUGAAGUACUUUCACAGCAAGGGAAUUGUUCACAGUGAUGUGAAAGGCAGCAAUUUUCUGGUGUUUGGGUCUCUUGAAGAUGACUAUGUUGUCAAGCUGGCAGAUUUUGGGGUUGCAAGUGAUGACACCUUUACAAGAAGCUUGACAGUGAGGGUGGGACAGGGGACUGAUGUGUGUAUGGCUCCUGAAGUUUACGAUGGUGCAGUGUCCACUGCGGCAUCGGACAUCUUUGCCUUGGGCGUCGUUAUGUAUGAGGUCAUAACAGGCAAGGAAGCUUACUCUGUUGAGGGUAGAGAACGGAAUAGAUAUUUUCUCACGAUGAUGAAAACUCAGGGCAGGCAGGGCGGAAAGCCAGUUGAACCUUGCGCCAUUUUCGCGCGGGACUGUCCAGAGGAGAUGCACCACUUGAUGAAGAUGUGCUGUAGUGAGGAUCUUGAGGGGAGACCAGCUGUGGAAGAGGUUUGUACGCAACUUUCAGAGAUGCCGAAGGCUUGGGUCGCUGCGGGUUCCUCUGUGGCCAAGCUCAAUUUGAUAAUUGCAGAAGUUGAGGAGGUGAUAAAGAAUGAACGUGUGCUGUACAACAAGAAAAUGCUGAUGUUUCUAUAUCAGCAGAUGGACAAGGUCCAAAAGUUGGAGGACGUUUCAGUUCAGAAAAUGGAAGAAAGGGCUCCAGAGGCAUUUGAAUCUCUCACAGAGACUUUACGAUUGGGUGUGAAGCUGAUCAGACAUCAUGCAAACGUGUUCGCAUGUCACUUCUGGUAUCCCAUCAGAGAGGUCAAGUGCCUUGUUGAGAGAUAUUGUCAGGACUUCCGCACCUCUGUUUGCAAGCUGGACUGCGAAACCUGUACAGAUAUCGAGUGCAAAAUCCCCAAAGAAGAUGUUGCGGAGGAUAAAAAAACGUUCGUAAUGAUCUUGAAAUACAUACUGGAGGAUGCAGACCCUAUGACGGAAGACACAUGCAAGGAGUGGAAGCAGGUAAAGGACAGCAUGGCUGACCUGUUGGACAAAAUGCAGCCCAUCAGCGAUGAAGAAAUUCCCAUGCAGGAUGAGGAUUUUUUGGGCGAUGGUGACGACGAUGGGGUGUAUGAAGCACAGUGGGAAGGAAAAAACGUACUGGUCAAAAGGCAAGCGCCUGCCUCCACCAGACUUGAAGGUUUGGAGAGAUUUGGUAAGGCUUGCUCGUUUCUUGCUCUUCACAACUGCAAAGAGCAUGCCCAGAUCGCUGGUGUGCUCGCCAUCACCACGUCAGGCUCAAUAGUGAUGAAAGGGGGAGAGGCAGAUUUGGUCAAGUGGUACAAGGCUCUGGACAGCAGUUUGUCGUGGCAAUCGAGGCUUCAUGUCCUGUGGCAGGCCUCAACCGCCUUGGGCAAGCUGCACGACGAUCCCAUUCCGCUCGUCCACUCUGGCUUGAAGACGAAGAACUUUGUGGUCGAUGACAUUGAGAGCAGAGCGCCGCACGUCAUACUCUGUUGCUUGGAACCGAUGAGUUGUCGGGAAGAUGCCCAGAAGAUUGAGUUUCGUCAGCCAAGGAGGACCCUGUACGAUGCCCCAGAGCUGCACAGGGGAAAGCCUUGCACUGUCCAGAGCGACGUCUACAGUUUCGGUGUGGUUGUAUGGGAGCUCGCUGUGCAGCUGCCCCCGCAGCAAAUGACUUCUGGUCAGCUGUGCAUUCGUCCUGAAAAACUGCUUAGCAGGCUUCCCGAUGAUUGCCCUCAAGGGUUGACAUCAAUAAUCAAGAAAUGCUUGUCGCCUGAGCCCUCAAAGAGGCCAAGGAUGUGCGAGCUGCAAAGUCAAUUGUUUGCCCUCAAGAAACAGGUCGAUCGUCGAAAUGUGUCUGCCGUCUGA